AGGAAGCCUUGCAUGACAGCAGUAAAAAACAACAUUUUCAGCCCCCGCUGUCAGCAUUGGAGGGAUACAGAGAGCUGGGCAUGAGUGCCACUGGCUCUGAAAAGGGAUGCAUUUGAAUUUGUCUGUUGCCUACCAACCCACGCACCUACAUAUAAUGUAGCCCUUCUUCUCCAAUAGAUAUAGCAUACAGCCUAUGAAUUAGACCCAGUUGAUAUUAAAGGUUAUGCGCAUUACACAACCACUGGAGGGCAGCAGUAUAACCACAGUAAAACAAAUUGAGGCUAUAUUGUAUUUGUGAAUGAAAUGAAAACACACUCCACUAAAAUAUCCCAUAUUUUCGUCAAUGUCAUAGGCUACUGUAAUUAACUUGCAGGAGGAUUGAGUACAUUUUAAUUGCCAUAUAACUACAUUAUGAAAACAACAGCACAAGAACAAUUCUAUUUUAGGACUUUAUAAAACUAUUUAAAGCAUAAACAUAAUGGUAAUGGAAUCUAUUGACAUAAUUACGAUUUUAGGGAGUUUCUUUUUUUUUAUUGACACAGGUAAUUGUUCCAUUCCAUGGUGACGUUUGCUUCCUGUGUUUGCCACUCGAGAGGGAUUCCCCAUCGACUGUAGGUUGUUCUCGAUAAGCUUCAGAGAACUGCAGCUCCUCCCAGUCGCGGCACCGACACAUCAAGAUGUGACUGACUAUAUGAAUAGGGCACCCGAUGCUCUCACUUGAGAACAGUGUCAGUAAAUCGAUUUCAUCACUUGUCAGAGAAGCUCACAUGGUUAGAGAGAUGAACUUAGAGGGGGACAGCGGUCUGUCAGUGAGCUGCGGCAACGGGAAACUUAGACAGUGGCUGAUCGAUCAGAUUAACAGCAGUAGCUAUCCCGGACUGGUUUGGGAGAAUGGCGAGAAAAGCAUUUUCAGGAUCCCGUGGAAACAUGCGGGCAAACAGGACUACAAUCGAGACGAGGAUGCUGCACUCUUCAAGGCUUGGGCAUUGUUCAAAGGGAAACACAGGGAAGGAGUGGACAAACCAGACCCCCCCACAUGGAAGACUAGACUGCGAUGUGCUCUUAACAAAAGUAAUGACUUUGACGAGCUGGUGGAGAGAAGCCAACUUGAUAUAUCAGACCCUUACAAAGUCUACAGAAUCAUACCGGAGGGAGCUAAGAGAGGGAUCAAGACGGCAGAGACAACGUUACAUAUGAGCUCAGAGAGCAACUACCCCAUGCACUCUCUGUACCCAACUCUACACAGCCAGGUGUCUGGCAGCUACAUAGUUCCCCAGGAGAGGAAGGAGUGGAAGGACUACAGCCACACACAGGACCACCAGCAGCAACCUCAGCCUCAGCACCACCAGCCACCCCACGUUGAGCUGCAGUAUAGCCAGUGCCACUACCCAUCGCCACUCAGCCGACUGUGGCACACCGGGCCACACACAGAUAACGGUUAUCAGUUCACUGGCUCCUUCUAUUCAUACUCCUCCUCAGAGUCCCACCCCACAGCAUUUACAAUGGACCACAACAUGGCCACCCUUUCUGACUUCCGACUGCAUGUGUCCCUGUUCUACCGUGAGGCUUUGGUCAAGAAGGUAACCACCUCUGGUCCUGAAGGCUGCCAGAUCACCUCGUCUUCCUCCUCCUCUUCCUCGUCUUCCUCUCCCUCCUCCCCCUGCCCUGUGGACAAGCUGUACAGCGGUGCAGAAGUGGUGCUGUUCCCGUCCCCUUACCCCGAGUCACAGAGGAGGGGGGCGGAGAAGCUACCCAACGUCCUGGAGAGGGGCGUGCUCCUGUGGAUGGCGUCAGAUGGGCUCUAUGCCAAGCGGCUUUGCCAGAGCCGAGUGUACUGGGAGGGCCCGCUGGCCCCGUACACGGACAAACCCAACAAACUGGAGAAAGAACAGACCUGCAAGCUGUUUGACACUCAGCAGUUCCUCACUGAGCUGCAGGGGUAUGCCCAACAUGGCCGUCCCAUGCCCAGGCACCAGGUGGUGCUGUGUUUCGGUGACGAGUACCCAGAUCCCCAACGCCAGACCAAGAUGAUCACAGCACAGGUGGAGCCAAUGUUUGCCAGGGAACUGUUGUACUUCACCCAGCAGAACAGCAGUCACUACCUUAGGGACUACGAGCUCCAGGGACACACAGAGAGCUCCCCUCCAGCUCCAGGAGACUACCAGAGGACCCUCCAACACAUGCAGGAGUAACACAUACAAACAUGCCUCAGGAGCCAUGGACAUGCAUGUAGAUAGACCAAUGAGCUUAACUACUGUAAUGUAUAUGGUAUACUCAGGUCUUGGACUAAAAUGCCUCACUGUGAUUUCAAUGUAAGACUGGACUGUGCCUCCAUCAUCAGUGUCAACAGUUUGAGCCAAAGAUGAUCAAAGAUGAAAGUAUCUACCCUAGUUUGUACAGCCUUACAAUUAUUUUUCUAAUCAUAAUUUAUUUGUUUGUUUUUUAAACAAUAUGAAAAACUGAUUAAGUAUUUUUGAUUUGAUCUGUUGUAAUAGUUUUGUUUCAAUAUCACAUCUGGAUGCCAGUGUCUAGGUGAAUGUGUUUGAUUGAUUGGUUGAUUUUGCAAAACCUGCUCAAGGUAGCUGUAGAUAAUUGAAGUGAUUGGUUUUAGGCUGACCCUAGCAUUGGUCCCCACUUGAUCCUUGAUACAUUAUAGCUACAAAGUGUGUGGUGUGUGUAGGCUUAUCACAAGAGAUAGUGUGUUUUCCGGUGACAUCUGUAGGAAACCCACAAUACCCCCUGACCUGUGGUAGUGGUGUGGUGGGCGGAGGUAGCCUGCCCCUGUCUCUCUCUCCCCAUCUCGCUCUCUUUCUUUGUCUCCCUCUACAUUUUCUCUCUUGCUAACACUUAAUUUCAACGAGAGAGGGAUGCAUGUGUUUGUGUAUGUUUGUGUGUAUGUGUGUGUGUGUGCGGGCGUGCAUGUAUGUGUCUGCAUGUGAGAUUGUGACAGUGUAUAGGAUGCGGUUUGAGGGGACGAGGACCAAUGUGAAGCAGAGGGCGACUGACAGAAGCAGGAAGCACCAGUCACAGGUGCACAGGAAGUGGAGUAGCCCUCAGGAGAAAGGGAGAAGAGGCUUAAUGUGACCCAUUUCCAGAAGCUAGGCAUAUGUUGAACGUCACUACUUCACAGGAGAGGCAUUUUAAGGAAAAAUUUUUUUUUUUAAAUCAAAAUACUUUUUUGGGCAGAAAUGCAUUUUGGAGCAUAUGAACUUUCAUGUGCCUUAAUAACAA
Molecule: messenger RNA, 3231 nt
Organism: Oncorhynchus tshawytscha (Chinook salmon)
Lineage: Eukaryota; Metazoa; Chordata; Actinopteri; Salmoniformes; Salmonidae
Product: interferon regulatory factor 4
Exons: 9
Coding region: 708-2192 (494 amino acids)
Biological process (GO): regulation of transcription by RNA polymerase II; immune system process
Cellular component (GO): nucleus
Molecular function (GO): DNA-binding transcription factor activity, RNA polymerase II-specific; RNA polymerase II cis-regulatory region sequence-specific DNA binding; protein binding
Source: RefSeq, a predicted model, not a curated record